Fusarium vanettenii 77-13-4 is the source of this 1294-nucleotide messenger RNA. RefSeq lists its product as uncharacterized. Lineage: Eukaryota; Fungi; Ascomycota; Sordariomycetes; Hypocreales; Nectriaceae. The record is from RefSeq and is a predicted model, not a curated record. The transcript is spliced from 3 exons. Gene Ontology annotation, cellular component: mitochondrion. Bases 287 to 1063 code for a protein of 258 amino acids.
ACGAACGACAGGGGAACGAAUUGCCCUUCACGACUACGAUUUCAAGGGUCACGAUGCUAUAGUAAUGACAUUGGCUGCCCUUCUGCCUCUCCACGACUCCCAGAAAGCGACACUUAAGAUCCGAAAGUCCCGGCAACUUUGACUUAUUCGCCCCUCUCGUCCGUCCGGUCUCCGAGGUCGCAUCACGAACUUCUCGAAAACGCCCACUUCGACAGGAACGGCUGAGAAGGAUAUCGGUCUGUGCCUUUAGCGGGACUGCAGCGAAAAGCAAGUCUCUUUUAGAAUCAUGUUGCGACAACCUCUCCGCGGCGUGCGCGCGCCGCUUCGAACCUUUGACCAGGCAGCCUGGAAGGGCGCUUGGAGGAGGUUCUUCACCUCGCAGACGGGAGACAAGGCCUCCCGUCAGCUCUGGCGGUUAAAGACGGCUUCGUGGGAGAGCAUGCUGGCGCGGCUGCGAAGCACCCGGUUCGGAACUGGCUCAACGACAACGCCAGGCAUGAUGCAGGGCCUUCUGAGGCGCGGGUUCCGGUUCACGGCACGCCGCAAGGGAGCCAAGGGCCCGGUAGCCAGCGACGCCGAGAAGCCUAUGACGCUGACCGCCCGGCUCAAGAAGCUCACCAAGGACUACGGCUGGGCAACGGUUGGCGUCUACCUGGGGCUGAGCGUUUUGGAUUUCCCCUUCUGCUUCCUCUUCGUUAGGAUCGUGGGGGCAGAGACGAUCGGCAAGGUCGAGCAUUACGUCGUGUCGUCGGUCAAGGCCAUGAUUCCCGACUCAGUCCGGGAGACAUGGCACGAGUACUGGCAGUCGUUCAAGAAGGCCGAGGUGCAGGCGCUUGGCGAUGACGAUAUAAGCGACAAGAUGGAGAUGGCUACCUGGAGCGUCGAGAAGGCCCAGGAGCGGAAUCGCGCCGCCGAUGCUAGUCUAGCGACUCAGCUGGCGCUGGCCUACGCCAUCCACAAGAGUUUCAUCGUCUUCCGGGUGCCGCUGACGGCAGCCGUCACGCCCAAGGUCGUCAAAGUGCUUCGGUCAUGGGGCUGGAAGAUUGGAAAGAAGAGCGGUUAGACUAAGAAAAGGUUGGAAGUCAUGAGGAUUUGGAAGCCUGAAACUAGAAGCCGACCAAGCUUGCCCAGAGCAGCCGAGUACUUGGUUGAAACACCCCACACAUUACCACCAUUUCCUAACUACCCUAUGGCUCUUUUACGAGUCUUGUAUCUCUAGCCGUUACCUUAGUUUAGAUUUCCAGAGUGUUGACUACUGUGGUAGACUCGUUGUAAUAUAUUAAAUGAUGCCACA